Messenger RNA from Pocillopora meandrina, 2886 nucleotides. Lineage: Eukaryota; Metazoa; Cnidaria; Anthozoa; Scleractinia; Pocilloporidae. The record is from the annotation of a GenBank genome assembly.
AUGGAGUACACUGUAGAACAGUUGAACUUUUUCCGAAUUUGUUACAUCGUAUUUGACUUGAUUCCAAAAAGUCUCCGAAGCGUAUUCAAAUCAGAAUGGGAUAUCCGUUACAAAGGAAGCUUUGGAGAAUGGAAAGACACAACACAGAAUGGUAGCGAUUUUUUCAACAGCGAAUCAAAGAAAAGUCGUUCAAGGAAUGCGCGAUUACUGACAACGAUCAAAAAUGGUAACACCGCAGAGUGGGACUGUAGCUGUUUGUUUUUUGCCAUCCUGUUCUCAGAUAGUAUUGGGACAACCUUAAGCAGGUUAGUAAGGACAAAUGUAGGUGAUCUUCGUGAAUUCAGGAAUUAUAUCGCCCAUAUUACCGAGGCUAAAUUUACAGAUGCCGAAUUUCACAAUAGCAUUGGAAGAGUUUUGAUUGAUUUCAGCUCCAUGGGUCUUCCAAUCAGUGAUAUUGAAGAGGUCAAAAAUCAAACGAGCUUUCCUACUUCUGCAGUGAAUCGCCUUGUGGCUUUACUUAAUAACCUUCAAGAAGAAUUAAAGAGAGCAAAGUCGAAUUUUCAUGCCUCAGAAGAACAGGUUCGAAAGCUCACGUUUGAUUUACAGCAGGCAGAAGACACCAUACUACGAGAACAAGAACAGAUCCAAUGUCUUUCUGACGAGAUAAAUUCCAGAGUCGUAUCUUUCUGUCACCUACCAUUCAAGCCUUCUCAUCAAAUAGUCAAACGUACAAAUGAUGUUUCAAGAAUUUUAACCCAAAUGCAGAAGCUUGAAGAUGGAUGCAAAGGCGUGGUUAGUACAGUCUACUUAUCAGGCAGUCCUGGUUGUGGGAAAAGUCAAAUUGCUCGUCAGAUUGGACAAGAAUUCUCCACAACAUCAUCAGAUGAGAGUGACGGUCAAACAUUCGUGGCAACCGUGAAUGCAGAAACUCUGGAGACUCUUGUGGAUUCUUACAUCACUCUAGCUAAACAGUUGGGAGUUACAGAGUACACCUUGACUCAGCUUGCAACCUCGAAAGAUAGCAGUCCCAAGGAAACAAUCCAUCAUCUUAAAAGUUUAAUUUUUCCUAAAAUGAGACAAUUCUUCAAAUGGUUGAUUAUCGCUGAUAACGUGGAGGACCUGUCCAUGGUCUUGGGCUAUCUCCCCCAGACUGCUAGCGAAGAGUGUGGUCAUGGCCAGAUUCUAAUCACAACCCAAGAUACCAGUGCCAUUCCAACAAGUGCCCCUCAAACUUACCAUGAAUCACUAAGCGUAGGAAUGCAAAGGGAAGAUGCUCUAGAGCUGCUGAAGCAAGUAUCUCAAAUUUCGAACCAUAAGCGGGCGGAGGAGGUUGUUGAAGUUCUUGAAUUCCAGCCGCUCGCCUUAGCAGCUGCUGCAUUUUACGUUUGUGCUGUUGUUAGACAUGGCUCUCCAAAUUACACAUGGCAUGAUUAUCUGGAAACAUUUUCUCGAGGCGAACGUGAAGGUACUGAAGAACCUCUUGCUAAGGAAAAUGGAGCUUACUCGAAAACUAUGACCACUGCUGUAAAGAUGGCUUUAAACAAUGCUUCGAAAAACGACGAAAUUCUUCGUCAGACAUUUUAUCUUCUUUCUCUGUGUGCUUCGGAAUCCCUCCCAAUUGAAGCAGCUGUCAGCUUCGUCAAAGCUCGCACAGCCACAUCCACGAAAGAAACUCAUGAAAGACCGACGAAAGAGCUUAUCAAAGCAAAGAUUUUGAAAUCCUCUCUGAUCACUUGCUUACGUGGAGACGAUAAAGUUCCAGAGUACUUCAAGAUGCACCAAAUAGUGCACGAAGUACUCAAAGCAACUCGGAUAACUCAUCCUGAGACCCGAAAGGCUUUACCAGACGCAAUAAGGAGUUUGCACCAGGUCCUCCUCUCAGAGUAUGACCAGCUAUUCACGAACGGUCAUGCAUGUGUAAAGUUGCGGCGAGUGACGAGUCAUUGUAAAGCGCUGCAUGACGUUCUCUCCACUAUGCUUGCAAAUAGAGGUGAUUUAGUGAAAACAUUAGCGUCCUCUAACACGCCAGCCAGUAUAGCUGCGUGGCUUUCGACAACCGCCACUGUCUGUUGUGAUCUAAGCAACCCAUCUGACGCGAUUCUCUUUUCUACAUCUGCCUGUGCAUUCAUUGAGUACAUGAGCAACACCAAGGAAACUGAAAAGUUGAAAGCAGACAUUCUAGCCGUUCACGGUAGGGUGCUAACACUGCAGUGCCAGUACGAAUUGUCGUUGUUGUUCCUUGAAGAAUCCACGAACAUUUCUAUAGCUGUUUAUGGAAAAGGACAUGCCACUGUAGCAGGCUGUUACAACAACUUAGGGAACGUCUCUCGAAAGCUUGGAGACUACAGUGAAGCUAAGGUAUACUACAAGAAGGCAUUGAACAUCACCAAAAAGAUUUAUGGGGAAGAACAUCCGAACGUAGCAACAAGCUAUAACAACAUGGGGGUUGUCUACAGUGACCUUCGACGGCAUCAUGAGGCAAAGGAUUACUACGAAAAGGCAGUGAUUAUAGCACAGAAGAUUUACGGAGAAGAACAUGCAGAUACAGCAAGAACUUACAAUAACUUGGGGAAUGUUUACAAUGAUCUUCAACAAUACGAUCGAGCAAUGGCAUAUCACAAGAAGGCACUGAAAAUAAGAAAAAAGAUAUACGGCGAGGAGCACGCUGACGUUGCAGGAAGCUACAACAACCUGGGAAAUGUUUACCGCAACCUUGGAGAGUACGUUCAAGCUAAACAGUGCCACGUGAUGGCGCUUAAGAUACGACAAAAAGUGUACGGCGAAGGGCAUAUGAAAGUGGCGACAAGUUACCACAACUUGAAUAUAAUUUACAGAGACUCUUUACUGCAAAGUAAAGUAAAAAGUAACAUUUGCAGUUUGUUGUAG